Molecule: messenger RNA, 243 nt
Organism: Acanthoscelides obtectus
Lineage: Eukaryota; Metazoa; Arthropoda; Insecta; Coleoptera; Chrysomelidae
Source: the annotation of a GenBank genome assembly
AUGGUUCAUUUGCAAUUACAAGGCAACAGUUUAAAUUCGAUUAAAACAAAGUCCAUCUUAUCAGCGUUUCUUGCCAGAGUUAAACUAAUGAAGCAAAAUAUUGGACGGGGCGAAUUUUCUCAGUUCCCCAAUUUGUCACAGACAAGCUGCCAGGAAGACGACGUUUCAACUUACGUUCAACAUUUAAAUGCCCUCUAUUCAGAUUUUGAAUCUGACUAUGGUAAUACCACCGUGGAUAAUUAA